This is a messenger RNA of Suncus etruscus (white-toothed pygmy shrew), 2774 nucleotides long. RefSeq names its product transcription factor 7 like 2 (gene TCF7L2). Gene Ontology annotation, biological process: canonical Wnt signaling pathway; regulation of transcription by RNA polymerase II. Gene Ontology annotation, molecular function: DNA-binding transcription factor activity, RNA polymerase II-specific; RNA polymerase II cis-regulatory region sequence-specific DNA binding. The record is from RefSeq and is a predicted model, not a curated record. The transcript is spliced from 15 exons. Bases 40 to 1902 code for a protein of 620 amino acids. Gene Ontology annotation, cellular component: catenin-TCF7L2 complex; beta-catenin-TCF complex. Lineage: Eukaryota; Metazoa; Chordata; Mammalia; Eulipotyphla; Soricidae.
UUUCCAAAAUUGCUGCCGGUGGGUGACCCGAAAUAAAAAAUGCCGCAGCUAAACGGCGGUGGAGGAGAUGACCUAGGCGCCAACGACGAACUGAUUUCCUUCAAAGACGAGGGCGAGCAAGAGGAGAAGAGCUCGGAAAACUCUUCGGCAGAGAGGGAUUUAGCUGAUGUCAAAUCGUCUCUAGUCAAUGAAUCAGAAACGAAUCAAAACAGCUCCUCCGAUUCCGAGGCGGAAAGACGGCCUCCGCCUCGCUCCGAAAGUUUCCGAGACAAAUCCCGGGAAAGUUUGGAAGAAGCGGCCAAGAGGCAAGAUGGAGGGCUCUUUAAGGGGCCACCGUAUCCUGGCUACCCCUUCAUCAUGAUCCCCGACCUGACGAGCCCCUACCUCCCCAACGGAUCGCUCUCGCCCACCGCCCGAACCCUCCAUUUUCAGUCCGGGAGCACGCAUUACUCUGCGUACAAAACGAUUGAACACCAGAUUGCUGUUCAGUAUCUCCAGAUGAAAUGGCCACUGCUUGAUGUCCAGGCGGGGACCCUCCAGAGCAGACAAGCCCUCAAAGACGCCCGUUCCCCAUCACCGGCACAUAUCGUUUCGAACAAAGUGCCGGUCGUGCAGCACCCUCACCAUGUCCACCCUCUCACGCCUCUCAUCACCUACAGCAAUGAGCACUUCACCCCAGGAAACCCACCGCCACACUUACCUGCCGACGUCGACCCCAAAACAGGAAUCCCACGGCCUCCACACCCUCCAGAUAUAUCUCCAUAUUACCCGCUUUCGCCCGGCACCGUAGGACAAAUCCCCCAUCCGCUAGGAUGGUUAGUACCACAGCAAGGUCAGCCCGUGUACCCCAUCACCACAGGAGGAUUCCGUCACCCCUACCCCACUGCUCUGACAGUCAAUGCUUCUAUGUCCAGGUUUCCCCCCCAUAUGGUCCCACCACAUCAUACUCUCCACACUACCGGCAUCCCCCAUCCGGCUAUAGUCACGCCAACUGUCAAGCAGGAAUCCUCUCAGAGUGAUGUCGGCUCCCUCCACAGCUCAAAGCAUCAGGACUCCAAAAAGGAAGAAGAGAAGAAGAAGCCCCACAUAAAGAAACCUCUUAACGCGUUCAUGUUGUAUAUGAAGGAAAUGCGGGCAAAGGUGGUAGCUGAGUGCACAUUGAAAGAAAGUGCCGCCAUCAACCAGAUUCUUGGGCGAAGGUGGCAUGCACUGUCCAGAGAAGAGCAAGCAAAAUACUAUGAGCUGGCCCGGAAGGAGCGACAGCUUCACAUGCAGCUGUACCCUGGCUGGUCCGCACGGGAUAACUACGGGAAGAAGAAGAAGAGGAAAAGGGACAAACAGCCGGGAGAGACCAACGAACACAGCGAAUGUUUCCUAAAUCCUUGCCUUUCACUUCCUCCGAUUACAGACCUGAGCGCUCCUAAGAAAUGCCGAGCGCGCUUUGGCCUUGAUCAACAGAAUAACUGGUGCGGCCCUUGCAGGAGAAAAAAAAAGUGCGUUCGCUACAUACAAGGUGAAGGCAGCUGCCUCAGUCCACCCUCUUCAGAUGGAAGCUUACUAGACUCGCCUCCUCCCUCCCCCAACCUGCUAGGCUCCCCUCCCCACGACGCCAAGUCACAGACUGAGCAGACCCAGCCUCUCUCGCUCUCCCUGAAGCCCGAGCCCCUGGCCCACCUCUCCAUGCUGCCUCCGCCGCCUGCCCUCCUGCUGGCCGAGGCCCACGGCAAGGCCCCAGCCCUCUGUCCCAACGGGGCCCUGGACCUGCCUCCUGCCGCCCUGCCGCCACCCAGCCUCCCCUCCUCGGCCCUGGCCCAGCCAUCGACUUCUUCCUUACAUUCCCACAGCUCUCUGGCCGGGACCCAGCCCCAGCCUCUCUCCCUCGUCACCAAGUCUCUAGAGUAGCUCUCGGCCUGGUUUGCUUUGUGUCGUGUUCGCUUUGGGUUCGGCUUCUCUUGGUUUCCGCCCGCCCCUGGAAAGGUUCUGUUUUGUACUCCUGUUUUGAGUUUGUGCCACGUGGCUACAUUAGUUGAUGUUUAUGGAGUUCAUUGGUCAAUAUUUGACCCAUUCUUAUUUCAAUUUCUCCUUUGAAAUAGAUGAGAGAAGAACCUCAUGAUUCUACCAAAAUUUUUAUCAACAGCUGUUUAAAGUCUUUGUAGCGUUUAAAAAAUUAUAAAUAUAUAUAUAUACAUAACUGUUAUGUAGUUCGGAUAGCUUAGUUUUAAAAGACUGAUUAAAAUAACAAAAAAAAAAAAAGGGAAAAAAAGCAGCAAUUUGGAAGCAGCCCUCCAGAAGGAGUUGGUUCUAUAUUAUUUGUAUUAAAUACGAGCUUGCGAACCAAUCAUUUCACAUCUGGUUUUGAGACCCUCAAGGGCACAUGAAUGCAGUGCCGUGACCUUUCCUUUGCUAUUUUUUUUUCUUCUGUGUGAAACAACUUUUAUUGUGAUGUUACUUGUUAUUGUUUAAAUGUACAGAAACAAAGGGUUAAAAAUGUGUUAAUAGACCUUGUUCCCUGGUGUUGUUCCUUUGGGGAGGGGAAGCUACUCAACAAUGAAAUGGCUCACAGCGCUGUCGGACCAGUAGUAUUUAUUGCUUUAGAGAUCGCUCGUCCUACUUGUACAUCUUCCCUUUUAAACUAUGUUCUCUUUUGUUCUCGAAAUUGUAAAGUCCCCCCCCUUAGCAUAAGCAUCUUAUAUAUAACAAUUCAUUUGUACAAGGUUUUUAAGUUUAUAUAUAAAAUGUGUACAUAUUAUUUUUGUUGUUGCCCUUUUGUGACU